AUGAAUUUCUACCCAGUUCCACCAGUCAUCGAAGCACAAAUUCUUACACGCAUCCCGGAAGAGCUGCGUUGUAAGGGAGAAAGCGAUUGGCGAGGAGGCUUUACUGGAGCCUUUCAGAACAUCUUCCUUGAAGGACCGACCUGUGAUGGAGAUGGCCAUCUCUACGUGACCGACAUUCCCUACGGUCGCAUACUGAAAGUAGACAAACAUACCAAGCAGAUUACCGUUUGUGUCCAGUAUGAUGGAGAACCCAAUGGCAUGGCACGGCGCAAGGAUGGCAAAUUUAUUGUUGCGGACUACAAAAAGGGCCUUCUCUUGUUCGAUCCAAGGUCAAAUCAAGUCUCGCCUCUCCUUACGAGAAACAAUCUGGAGAGCUUCAAGGGUGUCAACGACGUGAUUGUCGACAGCAAGGGCAAUGUCUUCUUUACUGAUCAGGGACAAACCGGUAUGACGGAUCAAUCGGGCAGGGUCUAUCGACUUGGUAUUGAUGGCAGACUGGACAAGUUGGUGAGCAAUGGUAUCUCUCCUAAUGGGCUUGCUUUGUCGCUGGACGAGCGAUUCCUCUAUGUGGCAAUGACCAGGUCGAAUGAGGUAUGGAGACUGCCACUGCAUUCUGACGGCUCGACGUCGAAAGCAGGAGUUUUCUUCCGCUCUUUUGGCAAUGCGGGACCAGAUGGCAUAAAAUUGGAUGAAGAAGGCAACGUACUCAUCUGCCACCCGAGUCUUGGUUCAGUCUUUGUGGUAGACAAGCACGGCGUUCCCAAGGCCAGAAUCGUCAGCGGCUCACCGGGUAUCAACUUGACCAAUUGCACGUUUGGUGGUCCAGAGGGAAAAACACUAUACAUCACAGAUAGCUUGGAAGGUAACGUGCAGACGGUUGAAUGGCACUGUCGAGGCGCGCUAUGCAGAUAG
Messenger RNA from Aureobasidium melanogenum CBS 110374, 912 nucleotides. RefSeq names its product gluconolactonase. The record is from RefSeq and is a predicted model, not a curated record. The coding region runs from base 1 to 912 and encodes 303 amino acids. Lineage: Eukaryota; Fungi; Ascomycota; Dothideomycetes; Dothideales; Saccotheciaceae. The transcript is spliced from 2 exons.